This is a messenger RNA of Nannizzia gypsea CBS 118893, 4350 nucleotides long. RefSeq lists its product as hypothetical. The transcript has 2 exons. The record is from RefSeq and is a predicted model, not a curated record. The coding region runs from base 1 to 4350 and encodes 1449 amino acids. NCBI's taxonomy places the organism in Eukaryota, Fungi, Ascomycota, Eurotiomycetes, Onygenales, Arthrodermataceae.
AUGGCUGGGAUCAGCUUGCAGACGAAUCAAAUUCCCUGGGAGUCGUUGCUUCUAAUGGAUGAGCACACUGGUGGUGCAGACAUCCAACCUGCAUUGAGGCGAUCUCUCCUCCCGGCUCCUCUUCGUAUUGGGUCCGCGUCAACAUCUUCAUCUCACUACCAGACCCCCUCGCCCCCGAUUAGCCCUGCUCCGACUCUUCUGGUGUCUGUUCAAACUCCUCAACAUACCCGUUCUAUGUCAGGGAAGCUCUCUCUGCAUGAAUAUCGUAGGAAACUGUCACACCCAGAAGCCGAUGACGGAACAACUAUAGCUCCGAGGAGAAUGUUGAAAAGGAAGCCAAAGACUACAAAUUUGAACAACAGACAAGGGAACACCAUCCCCCUCUCACCACCAGCAACUCCUCCAGCACCACCUUCUUUUUUCACACCUAGCCCGCCUGUUUCUCCUAUCCUUGUGCCUGAUCAUCUUAUCUUUGGUUCUGGAUACAGCAACGCGUCUGAUCUAGUUAGGAGCUGUGAAGUUUCGCCUAUAGAUGAGUCUUUCUCGGAUUUUGGACGCACAACACCCCAAAAUACAUUGACACAAAAUUAUCUAUAUGAAGCACCAGCAGAUAAUAAAUCCCAAUAUAGGACCUUGACAACCCUACGUGACUCUAUCCGACAAAUACCAAUAAGAUUCGCAACACAUACCAAAUCAGCCUCUGAAUCAGCUCUGCCUAGAACUCUUCGCCAUAGGGGUGUCUCAUUUGAGAUAUUAACACCUCAAAGAUAUACAGGCUCUUCUAUGUCUCCAACUUCGGUUGGGGUAGGCAGCCCUAUCAAAAGUGACAUGCCAAGUACAGCUUCCCUAGACGUGGAAAUCGAAAUCCCCAAGCGAGCAAAAUCACCACCCCCAAGGCUUCGUCGGCGCUCUGCCUCCCUGGGCGCUGAAAGGAGGUGUACUCCUUCUCGUGCUUUGUUUGAAGACCUUCCAACCGCCUAUUCUUCAAUCACUUCGGGGACAUCCAACAAGAAUAGGCCGACUAAUCCUACAGCCUAUAGUUAUGAGGAUUUGCCACAGGUUCCGCAUGAAGCUCUAGCUCAAUGUGGCCGAUCUAUAGCCUCGGAUGUGGAGCCUUCUGCUUCCCAGGAGAUCCCAGUUGGCUUAUUAGACUCAAUUACCCUAGAUAUUACCCAAGGUCAGACUGCGGUAGAAGAAGCAUCCGCGGCCUCUGAAGCCGUAAACGAAGCCGCCCAUCCUUGCAACACCGAAAGCAAGCCAAAUAAGCUUGUGAAGCGUCGUCUCUAUGGCACAAACGACUCUUCUUCUCCUGGGUGUAGCCGUUUGCGCCCGAUAAUCUCCACGUUCCUGAAUCGCCGCCAACCAAACUUGCAUGGCGCUCGUGGCCGCAUUGAGAAGCCAAAGACAAUCAAUGAUAUCAUCAACGGGAGAACGAACUCUAGGCCUGGAUCUGCCCUUGGUGAGAUAGAACAACGGAUGCAGACUGAAUCUGCCAUAAAGUCUCAACAGCCAGAGUCCACUCGGAAUAGCUUUGCUGCUAGUCAUCAAGAAGUUGCUACUUCUCAUCUUCUCAAAGCCGGUGGUGAACCUGACGAGGCUGUAUCCCAAGACAACCACGAUGAUCCACCAGCUACCCCUUCGCCGCCGUUUUCCUUCACCGACAGCAAGCGACUUGAGGAAUGGAAGUCCUUUAUCCUCACAGGCACAACCGACCAAAUUUCUUCUGAGAAUCUCCCCAAGAACAUGCAACGGACCAGCAUAUUUGGUCCUAACUUCUCUCGGCCAAUGUCUGCUCGUUCCCGACAUCGUAAAGCUGAUCGUCGGGUGGAGCGUCGACCUCAGACGUCUGAUGCCGCCUCUUCUUCAGGGGCAUGCCGUACAAACCCUUCGCGGCUCUCCAUGUCGUCUUUAUUUGGCCCCAGAGACGACCAGGCACAGCAAAUGGGAGUGUCUGUCUUCGACCCUCCACCAGAUCAAGCAUUUUCUCCUGCUCGAACCGAGAUGAUGACCGGUGCAGGAACGCAUUUUGAAGAUCUGGGCCCCGGAAGCAGCCAGAGUUCAUCUAGCAACAGACUCAGCAUGCAUACUGAAUCUUCAAUGGCAUUGGCGUCUCCUCAACGUCCAAAGUCCGCCGCACCAUUCGAGCCCAAAGAUAAAACCAAAAGUUACCCCCCAUUUUUCCAUGCUCACCUUGGCAGCACGCGGCCAAACAAGAGGCGUGAGCAAAGCAUAUCGACUUUGGCAAAACAUAAGGGAAAGCAGAGUAUUAGUUCUGUCCUUGAUGAUGACAGUGAUACUGACACAGACGAAGGAGGCUCUGAAAAAGAUUGGGAGACGGUUACUGAGAGCCUAAUGUUAGGAUCUAGGUCCCAAGUCCCGAUAUCAAACUUGGAGUCGGGCAGCAGCUUGGCUAAUUACUCCAGUGCUGGGACUCUGGCCAACAGAAGUAUAAUAGAUAUACCCUCCCAGCCCCCCCAGGGGAGCAGUGAAAUGAGAUUCCCGUUCCGUGACAGAUCCCCUAGAUUCCGCCGACCGAGCUGGUUGCAUACGACUCGCCAGCGCCGAUUCCCUGAAAUCAGUGCCCCCAGUUGUCCACGACACCUUUACUCGAUGUCCGAGUUACCCAGCGACCCCGAGAUGCUGUACAGCACUCCGCCGCCUCUGAUGGCAUCGACAGCGCAACAGCCUGCUCCGCGAGCGGCUUCGUACUCCCAGUACCACCACCCAUCCCCCCUUCGAGACUCCCACCCGAACCCUUUCCAAUCCACUCCCCCUUCCCUGAACGAGAUCCAGCCGAGCGAGCAGCACGCAAAAGCCGGACGAGAUUCAAAGUCCGGCUUUGUGUCUGCAAUUCGCAGUAGUAAGUUGACCUUUCAAGAUGAUAAUGAAACCAGUACCAACAGCAGCAACCCAUUUAACUCUGCCCAGUAUGGCUCAGGCCCCAUUAGGAGCCUACGUCCCUUGCCUGCUCGAUCAUCAAUGGAAGCAUCAGCAUGGUGGACAAGGCCAGAUUUUAAUACCAUGAAGCCCCAGCACUCCUUUCACUCUGCCCCUUUUUCUUCCAGCAUCAGAGGCGUGAGAGACGGAACAUCUCCUCACAGCCGCAACGUCUCUUCCUCUGCCCAUCCUCAUCUUCAUCCUCACCAUCACCACCACCCAACCUCUAGCUCAGCAACACGGGAAAUUCCAGCAACUGACACCUUUGACAGUAAAAAUCCCUUGCCUGUGACACCCCCUCCUGCAUCCCAUCCUGCCCGGUCACAGACAUCUUCACUUGGACCUCGAGUUUCCUGCACGACAGAGGAAGAUAUUGAGCUUGAACCCCUUACGCGUACCCGCCGCCAUCGAUCAGUCCCACCUCGUUCUCGCGUCAGCUCAUUAAGCAGCCUUGUAUCUGGCGGUACUUCGACUUCAAGAAACGCUCCUGGUACUCUAUACAAAUCCAUUAGAGCUGCUCACGACAAGACUCGAAGCUACCGUGACCACCGCCACCAUCGCACUCUGACGAACAAUUCAACCUCUACCAUGGGCGAGCAUCUUCUCUCUGCCAGACCAGACACCCGAGCGUCAUCUAGAGGCGAAUAUCGACGCGACUUGACUCCAUCUAACAUGGACGAGUACGAGCAUCCAGCUGAACGAGAGCGGGUAUCCAGUCCUAGAUCCAUCUUUGCCAUGUCACCACCAGCCAGGUACAGCAGCCGCCCUCCGACGCGCAGCCAAAGUGUGAGCACUGCCAGAAAGCUCCGCAGCCCCAAACCAGAUGACUUGCUUCGUGAACGUCUGGACCGAAUCGAAACAGCUUCAGUCGUGCUAUCAAACCAUUCACCAUCUCUGCACGACUCAUGUGUCCGUUCCCCCUGGACAACCUGCCAGCCAGCAAAGCAAUUCACCAUCAUCAAUGGAGCGUCAUCAUUCUUCGCUACCAUCGAUGAAGAAACCGGCAGCGUACCAGACGCAUAUUGUUCUACCUAUGGCCGCCACGUCUUCCCCGAGCCACCGCGUCUAACCCCUCAGCCCCGUCGACAGUACCAGAAUCAGAACGUCGAUGCUUUAGGCUCCGCUGAACGAGCAGGUGUCAAUGGAGGCAGAAAUUUGAGCGCCCAACGACGUGUUGGAAGACAGCUGAUCUUGCUCUUUUCGCUUUUUGUGCCUUUUGGAUGGUUUGCGGUUGCUUAUAUUGGGUUUGACGGCAAGUUGGCCGACCAGUUGAUCCGCUGGAGAUCCAAGGGAGCCAUUAGCGAGUUUCACGUCAAGGACAAGUACUGGGCCAGCCAGCUGGCUGUUUCCUACGGGGUGUUUACUCUUAUUGCGCUGCUUGUGGUGUUGACCAUCUGCUUAACUGCCCUGUGA